Molecule: messenger RNA, 1773 nt
Organism: Peronospora matthiolae
Lineage: Eukaryota; Oomycota; Peronosporomycetes; Peronosporales; Peronosporaceae
Source: the annotation of a GenBank genome assembly
AUGCAGAAAAGCAUAGCGACGUACCUAGGUGUCAUUGUCAUUGCAACCACAUUGGCGUCGUCUGGAAGCGCCUCCAAUUUUUCAAACUGGGUGAGUCCCGUCAACACAUCGGCCUCCGCCUGCUAUCGCAAGGCGUUUCUAUCAUCGGAUUCAUGCGCCAAAGGCUACAAGUCGGAUGGCAUUGCAACGUGUUGGGCACAGUGUCCACUGGACUUUCCGGUGGAAUGUGGGAUGGAAUGUAUUCCGCAGACCUCCGACUGCACUUCGCAGAUCCUUGACAAGGUCUUUUCUGUGGCGACCGUGGCACUUAACACUGCAACCGCGGGUAUGUUUGGCAAGAUACGCAAAGCGAGUGAGGCUCUCCAGCUUGGUGUCAAAUGCGGUCAGCAACUCUACUCUGCUACGAGUGCUCUAAUGAGUUACAUUGAAGAAGUGCAGGCCAAUGCAACCCUGGGCCAGCACCUGAUGAGUGCAGUGAAUCAGUCGGACAUUGUCACCAGCGAACUACCCGCUGCAGUCAGCACAUGUCUGGAUCUGCCAGUGUCGCCCGACACGCCUGUCAUAGCUACAGCCGUCAAUUAUAUCGUCACAGCGAUAGUUGGUAAUGGGGCGUCCAUACUGAAUCCCGGCUCGUUCUUGGCACUCAUGAACGACUUAGGCAUCGAUAAGUCGGUCCAAGGUCUCGACGCCAACAGUCAAGUACAACUGCAGGAUAUCCUCAGUGCCGGCACAACUUGCGGGACACAGCUUCAAGCGUUGAUUCACAAGGUGACUCAGUUCGUGGUUGCUAUGAAACAGAAAGACCCCGCUGUUGCUGUUAGUAAGAUCCGCCAGGCAUUGAGUGUUUCGGAUCUCUUUCUCACGGGUGUGCCUGAUGCCAUCGAUAGUUGCUCCCAUAACCUCACAGACGAUGUCUAUCGCACUCGUGAUAAUCUACGAUCCGUGAUGAGCACUAUCGUCGACGGCCUUGUUGACAGCGCGGUGGAUGGCAAUGGAAAGACACUGUCAAGUACAGACUACCUCACGGCUGUGGCUGGCAUGGGCAUGGACGUCAUUGCUGUGCUCGAUCCAACUGGUUUAGCUGCGAUGGUCGACACGUUUCUUCAACCAAUCUGUGCUCCCACCGUUUUCAUCGGCGAGAUCGAUGACGGCUCCCUGACGGACGCACUAGCUCUCACAACGGAAGGCCAGGCGUUUAAUGGAAGUCAUGGCACAUGGAGCAAGUCCGGAGAUGGCACGGUAAACAUCGUCUUGUACAGUCUCGACUCCAAAGACGUGACGGUCGUGAUGCACUCUGGCGGUGAUACAGUAGCGAAAGUGAAGGUGGCGAGUGGCGCGACUGUGUCAUGGAACUCGACUAUGUCAGUGCUCCAAGAUCAAACGCUGUACCUUGACCGCUGGCGACCGGGACCGUUUCGUGUGCCAAGCUCUCGCGGAGGUUCGUUGCUUAUGUGGGUGCCGCGCUCGUCAGCUGGAGGUCAAAUUGACCUGCACGUCACGAUCAACGGUGGCAACGUUGAUGACGUCCGUCGCAACAUUGGAAACAGCGGUGACCCGAACGUUGUUCAGAGCAGUAAAGGAGAUGUCGGAAAGAAUGGAAGCACGGGACCAGUGUCUACUGCACAAUUGGUCGAUGGUCAAAGGAAUCCGACUUCCAGCACCCCAACUUCACGAAAGACUGGAGUUCCGCACGACCUCAACAAGCACGAGAGUGUAAAGCCACCGACUUUAUUGACAACUGUAGAAACUACAGGUAACCUAUGCGAGUCAUAA